This is a messenger RNA of Coffea arabica (coffee), 759 nucleotides long. The record is from RefSeq and is a predicted model, not a curated record. NCBI's taxonomy places the organism in Eukaryota, Viridiplantae, Streptophyta, Magnoliopsida, Gentianales, Rubiaceae.
AUGGAAUCACCAACUGGGAAGAUAGCAACACGGAAACCUCCAGCUUGUAAUAUGGAAACAGUGGCAGAUUUGAUAAAAGAGAGGAAAUGGAAUAAGGCACUGAUCGAGGAAACAUUCUCAAAGGAGGAAGCAUCACAAAUUCUGGCCAUGCCUCUAAAAAGUGCAAACAGUGAAUGGUUGGAAGGUAAAGAGGAGCUGACAGAAAACAAUGAAAGGCACAGAACAGGAACAAGUCACCAACUGCAAAACCACCAAUGGAGGCCACCAGACGCAGGAGUUGUGAAAAUUAAUACCGAUGCUGCUAUUCCUACUAAAUUAGCAGGAGCAGGGUUAGGAAUGAUAGCGAAAGAUGACCAUGGAAACCUUGUAGAAGCAAGAGGUACCAGGAAGUAUAGCAGAGGUGGAGCUGAAAUGGAAAUGGCAGAUGCAAUCCGACAGGGACUGCUAAUGGCUAAGGAAGUUGGAUGGCAAAGAAUAGAAAUGCAAUUUGAUUGCAAAGCUGCCAUUGAACAAAUCCACAAGAAAGGCGAGGAGGAAACACCAAUUGACACCAUAAUGGAAGAUAUAAAACAAUUGAGUGGCAUGUUCCAGUACUGUUCUUUUUCUUUUGUUUAUAGAGAUGGAAAUAGAUGUGCUUAUCAACUGGCACAAUUUGCAACUAAACUUGUUUCCAAUAUAGUAUGGAAACAAAGUUUUCCUUUGUGGCUCAAAGAGAGUAUACAGGAGGAUAAUAGGACAAAUGUGCACUUUUGUAAUUAA